ACUCUCCUCACAUGUUACAGCAGCAAGCAUGGGGAAGACUGGAACACCGGGUGGAAAGAUCAACAGACCCAAAACAGAGCUGGGGAAGAAGCUCUUCAAGCGGCGGAGGAAUCUGACCCGUGAGAAGAGGAAGAGACACAUCAAGGUGGGAGCUGUGGUGGACAAAGGACUCACCACCAUCCACCAUCUCAGGAAGAGAAACUCCAGCCCCAGGGCCAACAUCACUCUGUCCGGGAAGAAGAAACGCAAGCUGCUGAAACAGCUGCAGCACAUGGAAGCGGAGAAGGCCGCUAUGGAAGUUGAGGCACCAAACAAGACAAAGAAGGCAGCAGUCCCAAAGAAGGCAGCAGUACCACCACCAGCAGCAGCAGCAGUCCCAGUCCCAGCAGCAGCAGUCCCAGUACCAGCAGCAGCAGUCCCAGUACCAGCAGCAGCAGUCCCAGUACCAGCAGCAGCAGUCCCAGCAGCAGUCCCAGUCCCAGCCAGACACCAGAAAGGGUGUGUGUCCCGGGGGGAUGUGGAGAUGGCCGAUAUGGAAUGAGAAGAGGACUAGAGGAGGAUGAGAGGCUGUUCUGCUUCUGUUGACUCCAGGCCAUAAAACCAGGCCCCAUAUUCAUAAAGCCACUCAGAUUAGGACUGUUGAUCUAGGAUCAGUUUAGCCUUUUUAGUCCUAAUGAAUAUGAUUAUAUGGACAGAUCCGAGAUCAGCACUCCUAAUAUCAGACCCAUGAAUACAGGCCAGGGCACUGCCUUGUGUUUGUGGAUCUGAACGGACAGCAUGGGGGGGGGAUUGUUUUCUCCCCACUACAAAAUGAGGAAUGAAUGUGGAAUCCGAUCUGGAGUCAGUGGCCUUGUUUUAAACAUGGAGGAAGUUGUGGCGACGUCCCAAAAUGCCCCCCCUUUUUCCCUCUGUAGUGCACUACUUUAGACCAAGGCCCAUGGGAGUCUUGUUAAAAGUAUUGAGUUGUAUUGGGGAAAGGCACCGUUUGGGAUACAACCCCAUGACUGCAGCCUCCCUUCAUGCCUGUAGGUAAACCAAGGUGACACAUUAACAUGGAAAUAUGAACUUGAAUACAGCAGCGUGGGGGGGAAAUAUCAUUAUACACAGUAAUACAAAAAGGUUGGUAUUUCAGACUUUUCAUUUGACCUAGCUACACACAGAUAGGAUAUGUAACAGGAAAGGGUUGGGUUGGCCUACAUACAGACAGGAAAUGUAACAGGAAAGGGUUGGGUUGGCCUACAUACAGACAGGAAAUGUAACAGAAAAAGGGUUGGAUUGGCCUACAUACAGACAGGAAAUGUAACAGGAAAGGGUUGGAUUGGCCUACAUACAGACAGGAUAUGUAACAGGAAAGGGUUGGGUUGGCCUACAUAUAGACAGGAAAUGUAACAGGAAAGGGUUGGAUUGGCCUACAUCUAGCCAGGAGAAGAUGUAAUGCUAUUUAGUUGAAGAAACAUUGCUCCUAUAUUUUCAGUUGUUAAUUUGAGUGGUGUUAUGACAGGUGAGGUAUUGUUAAUUGUUCAUCACAGACCAGUCUCAACUGCUCUGUCUAAGCACAUCCCAAAUGGUACCCUAUUCCACUACUAGUGCACUGUAUAGGGAAUAGGGUGCUGUUUAGUACUGUCUGUCUGGCUCAGCCUACAGCCCCACAGGCUGGUUCAUGUUGGGUCUGACAGUGACAGUGUGACCCAUAAUCAGUGCCAUCUUUAAACUCCAUAAAUGGAUGGUUUAAUCUGUAUUGUCUUUUCUGAUAUAAACACAAUGUGACAUCAAAAACAA
This is a messenger RNA of Coregonus clupeaformis (lake whitefish), 1779 nucleotides long. RefSeq lists its product as uncharacterized. Lineage: Eukaryota; Metazoa; Chordata; Actinopteri; Salmoniformes; Salmonidae. The record is from RefSeq and is a predicted model, not a curated record. Bases 29 to 541 code for a protein of 170 amino acids. The transcript is spliced from 4 exons.